AUGAUUACACUAAGCAGUUCAGGGUCGGAGACCGAGACGAUUGUGUACGUGCUGGGUGACGGUAGCGUCCAGACGUGGAAACACGUGUACACGGCUGUGACACGGGGACAGAAGCGUGUAUAUGUCAUAGCCAAGAAGGAGGGCAUGGCCUCGGCUAUCAAGAGACACAUCAUCCCACGUGACACCCGGCUGGAAACCCUGGUCAAAGAGCUGCUGGUCCAGCCUGGGGCUGAGGGGCAGGACCAACCAGACCAGAACCAAACCCAGCCGGGCACACCUCGCAGGGCAGCCCCAGGCUUCGGGCCUACACAGACCACUCCUCUGGCCUCACAGACAUCUAGCUGGUCUCUAAGGACCGCCUACAGAAUCCCUGUAGCAGCACCCAGACUCCUCUCUACACCCAUCCGAGCAGCCCCACUACACGCCAAUCGUGUCCAGUCCCUCUCGACGUCGGUCCUGUCCAGGCAGCUGUGGAGAAAUGAGCCUCCAACAGCUCCUCAGGCAGAUGCUACAGACACCUCUCCAAUGGACGACAUCACUUUCAGUCGGGCGUAUACCUGGUCGCCUAUGAACAGCAGCUCUGAGGACCCCUCUCAGGAUCAGCCUGGGUCGUGUGAGGAGGAGAAGGAAAUCAAGAUGGAGGCUAGCAGCAGCGCUGUAGAGGAUGGAGACAUGGGGAAGGGUUCACAUUUAGCUGCUCUGCCUGGGGUUGGAGGCACCCCUUCCAAGAGGACGCUCGGUCCUGACAGCGAGGAACAGAAUGUAACUCCUUCUAAACAGAUCAAGGUGGAGCCGUUCGAUUCACCGCUGGGCUGUUCCAGCCUGCAGCAGCUCUCCCUCUGCACGCCCACUUGCACCUUCCACGGCAAACGGCUUUUCCAAGGUCCACCCUCCGAUCAGGACUGAACACCUUCUCUCCCUGACCCAGGACAUCUCUCCCUGACCCAGGACAUCUCUCCCUGACCCAGGACAUCUCUCCCUGACCCAGGACAUCUCUCCUUGACGCAGGACAUCUUAUGAUUGAUGGCCACUACUGCAUUGAUAGCAGGAUAUUUUAAUCAAAUCAUAUUUUAUACGUCAUAUGCACGGAAUACAACAAGACCUACCAUGAAAUGCUUACUUACAAGCCCUUAACCAACAAUGCAAUUUUAAUGAAAAUAAGAGUUAAGAAUGAUAUUUACUAAAUAAACUGAAGUUUUUUGUU
Messenger RNA from Salvelinus namaycush (lake trout), 1204 nucleotides. RefSeq lists its product as uncharacterized. NCBI's taxonomy places the organism in Eukaryota, Metazoa, Chordata, Actinopteri, Salmoniformes, Salmonidae. Bases 1 to 906 code for a protein of 301 amino acids. The transcript is spliced from 3 exons. The record is from RefSeq and is a predicted model, not a curated record.